Molecule: messenger RNA, 441 nt
Organism: Naumovozyma castellii
Lineage: Eukaryota; Fungi; Ascomycota; Saccharomycetes; Saccharomycetales; Saccharomycetaceae
Gene: DSS4
Product: guanine nucleotide exchange factor DSS4
Exons: 1
Coding region: 1-441 (146 amino acids)
Source: RefSeq, a predicted model, not a curated record
AUGAGUAAAGCUAUAUGUGCCUUUGGAAACUGUGGAUGUUCCAUUAUCAACCUAAAUGAUGACAAGAUAAUUCAGUUACCUGGCACGAUAUUCGAAACGUUACAUCUAAUGCAACGCAAGCAAUCGGCAGACAUUAAAGAGGGAAGCACCACCUCUUUCCUAAUAACUGAGGAUGUAUGGGAUUUUGAUAACAUUGGUGUCUCGAAAGAUUUAAUGCCAGGUAUUUCUGAGGAACUCAAUAGUCGAGCAAACACUAAUACUGAAGUUUCUUUCCAACAUGAUGGAAACUUGUGGUAUAUAAAGAAAUGUGAGAAAUAUCUAAUAUGUGGUGACUGUGAUAGAGGCCCAAUUGGAAUGGUUUGCAUGAUCAGUCAACAAGAUGACCAAGAACGUCGGGCAUAUUUGUUAAGUUUGGGCAGUUUAUUAUGCAAGGACAAAUAA